UGUUACGCCCCAUUCUAGGGGCCUAGGACGCAACAAGAAAAACCCCCACCUUCCAAGUAGCCACGAGCACACAUUAUUCAGUUUUAACCGCAAACAGGAUUUAUUCACACAAUAUUAUCAACGUAAGUAACCCAGGAAUGGCACAUUCCUAUUUACAUAGGAGAUUGACAAGAAACACAAAGCCACACACACAAACGCAACAGAAUGCAAAGCUACGACCACAGUCGUAGCAGUGGGUUAUACAGGAGAUCACUUACCAGAUCGCUCCCCUACUCCUGACAUUAAUUUUUCCUUUGUUACUUUGAGUAAGGUAGGUCUUCAUGGGAUUUGUUAAAACAAUGCCAAAUGUAAUUAUUCCACGACCCUAAUCUUUUAAAAUAAUGUUUUAAACCUAAAAAGGCACUGUUUUCCUAUUCAAUUAGUAAUGUCACUAAUACAAUCUUUUGGAAUUUCUUUCAAAGAUUGCGGCAAGGUUUGGAGUGCUUGGGGGUGCUGCAGGCGGCAGUAGGGAGCACUGCUUUGAGAAGGCUGUUUUCAGGUGCACCCCCUGCCCCACUGACAGCAGAGCAGGUGAUGAAUAUGUUUGCCAUCAACUACUCUGUUCGAGGGAGCUCACGCCGGUCAGAGGAGGAGCGGGCAGUUGGCUACUGGAGGGACUGGCUGAUCGAUGUGGAAGGUGGAGAUGCUGUUUUGGUGGUGGAGGACACGGAGGACAGAGUGACGCUGAACCAGCUCCUCAUGUUCGUCACUGGGGCAGACAGAGUUCCUCCCCUGGGAUUCCCAGGAGAGCCAACUAUAAACUUUUUGCACACUGUCACGGUCUUCCCGGAAGCAAACACCUGUGCUAUGAUUCUAAAGUUGCCAAAACACAACACAUUUGAAUCAUUCUCUGAUUCAAUGAUAUCAGGAAUCAUCCAGUCCCCCUGUUUUGGUUAUGCCUAAUUUUUUGCUGGUAUUUAAACUUUUUUUUUUGCAUGUUUUGCAUCUUUAAAUAUGUUUUUUUGCAUGUUCUGCAUCUUUAAAUAAACAAUGUUCCAGUUCCACGUUGUUAUGCUUUGCCAGACCCUUAUUGGAUGACUACAAUCAAAGCUUUUUUUUGGCUGUC
Messenger RNA from Platichthys flesus (European flounder), 1105 nucleotides. Its product is annotated as G2/M phase-specific E3 ubiquitin-protein ligase-like. Gene Ontology annotation, molecular function: ubiquitin-protein transferase activity. NCBI's taxonomy places the organism in Eukaryota, Metazoa, Chordata, Actinopteri, Pleuronectiformes, Pleuronectidae. Bases 574 to 942 code for a protein of 122 amino acids. The record is from RefSeq and is a predicted model, not a curated record. The transcript has 2 exons.